AUGGAUAACUAUCUUCCUAAUUGGCCCAAUCGAAACGAAAGUCAAUCGUGGAUUGAUCAAGCAUUUCUACCAUACGAUUAUGUUGUACAAAAUGUCGAAAAGGAACUUUCGAAUAAGAUAUUGGAUACGGCUUUGAAUGGACAAGACCAUGAAAUCAACGAUGACGAAGCGGAUUACAUGUUUCGAGAAUUGAAAACAUUUUCCAUUGUUCAAUUAGUCAACAAAAUUCGUGAUAUCCAUAAUAUGACAUAUGAAUUAGGAGUGAACGAGAGUCUUGAAAUGGCUCGAGCGAAAAUAUUGAAUAUUUUUGAUAGUUCAUAG
Molecule: messenger RNA, 321 nt
Organism: Adineta ricciae
Lineage: Eukaryota; Metazoa; Rotifera; Eurotatoria; Adinetida; Adinetidae
Source: the annotation of a GenBank genome assembly